Molecule: messenger RNA, 1350 nt
Organism: Hylaeus volcanicus
Lineage: Eukaryota; Metazoa; Arthropoda; Insecta; Hymenoptera; Colletidae
Exons: 4
Coding region: 357-953 (198 amino acids)
Source: RefSeq, a predicted model, not a curated record
AAUAGUUACUUCUACGUAAGCAUUAAAACUAACUCGAGAAAUAUAAACAUAUUUAAUUCUACGAUUAAUUAUUAAAAAAUGAAAUUUUCAACCAUUUUUUAAAUUCUACAAAUGUUGUUCCGAAAUUGAAGUUUUAUAAACAUAUAAGCAACAUUCACACAAUUAAUAGAAGUAUAACAAUGUUUGGAUACAUGGCAACCACAAGAUAUGAUUUGUUAUUCUUAAAUGUUAGUUAAAAAUUUACAUCAAUAUACUUUUUUGAUACCGUGAUAAAUUUUGGCAGAAGUGAUAUCACUUGUAACCAAAAAUGCAGAAAUACCAGUGUAAAUAUUAAAAAGUUAGUAGACUAUAUAACUAUGGAUGAUAGUAUAAGGCAGGGGAAGGAUUCUGAAGGAUCUAACGUUGUACAAAAUGAAAAAGAUCAGACAAAUGAGAGAAUGAAAUCAACGUCCAAAUCACAGCAAAAUCAAAGGAUGCAUUCUCAUUCCCGUUCUCGAUCGCCAACUAGUUCUCAAACUUCAAAGCAAUGGAUAAGUUCCAAUGCUUUCAUAAAUUUUGUUCAGGAUUUUAGACAGAACUUUACCGAUGUGAGGAGCACAAGAGUAUUUCAAUUAGCUGGUGAAAGAUGGAAGCAAAUGUCUCCUGAAGAAAAACAACCAUACAUAAAUACAGCUAAAAGCGUUAGGAACCGUAGACAAGAUCAGCCGAAGUUUGAACAAGAAAAUAAACCUAAUGCAAACACAGAACACAAAAAGAAUGCAAAUACAGAACACAAAAAGAAUGAAAACACAGAGAAGCGGACAACAAAUAGAAAAAAUCCAAAAAAAAGUAGCAAGGAACGAAAACAGAGUCGAAAAAAGAAACACGAUACUGAAUCAGAGAGUGAUACAGCUACUUCAGUUACCUCAGCCUCAAACACAGCAACAAGCGAGGAUAUGUCAGACACAAGUUGAUAAAAAAGCAAUUGGUUAUGUGAAUUUGUUAGUGCUUGUAAUCACUUCAUAUUAGAAGAAUUCUUCUAUAUAUACAAUUAAUACACAUUAUAUUUUGUUAUAUCAUAUAAAAUUGAUUUUCUAUGAUAAUAUGCCAAAAAUACUAAAAUGUACUUAUGUCAUAAAAUAUUAAUAAAAGACUUCUCCUAUUUAGGUUUCCUAUGUGAAAUAUGUACAAUACAUUAUAUAUUAGGGUACUGAAGAAAUCACUGUGCACUUCAAAAUUUUAAUUCAUUCAGUGAUUAGGUAAAUAAAAAGUAAUUUCAAGUAUGAUGAUCUAUUUUUCUUAACAACUAGGAGCAAAAUGCCUAAAAUAUGCAAUACCUUUUUAGACACUCUAAUAGCUGUAUUUUAUAAU